Rhinichthys klamathensis goyatoka is the source of this 1092-nucleotide messenger RNA. It is a transcript of the gene dnajc9, whose product is annotated as DnaJ (Hsp40) homolog, subfamily C, member 9. The transcript is spliced from 7 exons. The coding region runs from base 103 to 861 and encodes 252 amino acids. Gene Ontology annotation, cellular component: cytoplasm; nucleus. The record is from RefSeq and is a predicted model, not a curated record. Gene Ontology annotation, molecular function: heat shock protein binding. NCBI's taxonomy places the organism in Eukaryota, Metazoa, Chordata, Actinopteri, Cypriniformes, Leuciscidae.
AAGCCUAUGCUGCUGCUGUGUUCUGAAAGCAUUUAGUUGUUAAUCUCUAUCUGCCACAUUUGAAAACGUUUCUUUUCGCUGUCAGUUGUAAACGUUUCCGUCAUGGGUUUACUGGAGCAGUGUGAGGAGCUCUUCAAGACCUCUAAUCUGUAUGAAGUUGUGGGUGUUUGCAAAGAAGCAUCUGACUCCGAGAUUAGACGCGGCUAUUAUAAAGUCUCUCUGCAGGUUCAUCCAGAUAGAGCUCCUGGUGAUGAGUUAGCCACCACCAAGUUUCAGGUCUUGGGAAAGGUUUAUGCAGUGUUGGCUGACAAGGACCAAAGGGCGGUCUAUGACGAACAGGGAAUAGUGGAUGAAGAGUCAGACUCCCUUGAUCAAGAUCGCAAUUGGGAGGAGCACUGGAGAAGAUUGUUUCCCAAGAUCACAUUGCAAGAGAUCUUGGACUUUGAGAAGCAGUAUAAAGGCUCUGAUGAAGAGGUAGAAGACUUAAAGAGACUGUACCUACAACAUGAAGGUGACAUGGAUCUGGUCAUGGAGUCCGCCUUGUGCUGUACUUCUGAAGAUGAGCCACGUGUCCGAGAUGUACUACAGCAAGCCAUUGAUGCUGAAGAGGUGCCGGCCUACCAAGCCUUCACUCACGAGAGUGUCAAAAAGAAGAACAACCGCAAAAGAAAGGCAGAAAAAGAGCGCAAGGAGGCAGAGGAAAUGCAGAAGGAGAUGGGCUUGAACAGUGAGGACAGCCUGGUAGCUAUGAUAAAGCAAAGACAAAAGUCCAAAGAAAGUGGAUUCAACUCUCUCAUCUCAGAUCUGGAGGCUAAAUAUUGCAAGAAACCAGCAGCAGGAAAGAAGGGCAAGAAAAAGUAGUUUCACCAGACUGGGCUAUUUCUACCAAAUGUUAUCAUUUAUCUUGUGAUCUAAUCUAGAAAUGUACAUAAUAAUCAAAGGACACUUUAUAAUGGAUACUGACCAUUUGAUAGCCAUAAGACACCUGAAUAAUAACAGUUAACACACACACUCUCAUCCAUUUAUUCCAGUGCAUUAGAUUAGUGUGAAUCUGCUCUGUGUUUUCAUGCUCAUACCAGCUUGUGAAACAAA